AUGCCAGGAGUAACAUGCGAAAGAGUUCUUACAAAUAUUUCCCAUGCUUUCAUAAAAAACGAGCUUCAUUACCUGAGUGUUCCUUCGAGCCGGACGUUUUUGGCGACAGACGUCUUUGACUGCACUAGUCAAUGUCUUCUUGUUCUUUCGUGCGUCUCCGUUAACCUAGCGCGGAACACAGUAGCCGACGGGAAGUACUGGUGCGAAUUACUGUCAUCUGAUAAAUACUUAAACUCUCAAGAUUUUAAAGGAAACCUGACGUUUCAUCAUCUAUUCAAAAAGUCAAAUUGUAUCUUCACGCCGUGUCAAAAUGGAGGAACUUGUGUGGCAAAGUAUCAGGACGACACCUUUAACUGUCUUUGUUUAGAGGGCUUUAUUGGAGACUAUUGUGAAACAGGUGCCACGUCGUGCAAGCAGCUCUACGAAGCAAAAAAGUUUGACACAACUCAGGUGGCCACCCUACGAUUUGGUUCAACACCUACUUCUGUUAUGUGUCACGUGGGAGAUUUUGGGUGCGGGCCUGGGGCAUGGACAACCGUGAUGAAGAUUGAUGGCAAUAAGAACACCUUCCACUUCGACUCUGCUUACUGGAGUGAUACAAAUGAAUAUAACCUCAACGGAGGUUCAACGAGAUUUGACACACAAGAAACCAAACUGCCAACCUACUGGAAUACGCCUUUCUCUCAAAUCUGUCUUGGUAUGAAGAUCAACGAGCAGCUUAAUUUCGUUGUCCUUACCAAACAAGGUAGCUCUCUGUUCUCACUAAUCGCUGACGGGUCUUACCGCGCCACUUCACUUGGUCGUAACACAUGGAAAUCACUGCUUGGUUCUGAGGGCUCUCUACAGAUUGCGUGCAACAGGGAGGGCUUUAACUCAGUGUGUAAUACAUGUAAAGUUAGAAUUGGAAUCGUCUCCAAUAACGAGUACAGCUGCUUAAGUUGUGAUUCAAGAAUUGGUUUUGGUGCUGGUGGAAACCCGGAUGAUUCCAGCACAUGUGGUAACGCAGCCACUUGGAGCCCUGACAAUGGAGAUAGAAACAUAAAAGCUAUGGGCUACGUAUUAGUUCAAUAA
Messenger RNA from Pocillopora damicornis (cauliflower coral), 1071 nucleotides. RefSeq lists its product as uncharacterized. Lineage: Eukaryota; Metazoa; Cnidaria; Anthozoa; Scleractinia; Pocilloporidae. The record is from RefSeq and is a predicted model, not a curated record. Gene Ontology annotation, molecular function: calcium ion binding.